Molecule: messenger RNA, 813 nt
Organism: Cantharellus anzutake
Lineage: Eukaryota; Fungi; Basidiomycota; Agaricomycetes; Cantharellales; Hydnaceae
Product: Bicoid-interacting protein 3-domain-containing protein
Exons: 7
Coding region: 1-813 (270 amino acids)
Biological process (GO): snRNA modification
Molecular function (GO): snRNA binding; O-methyltransferase activity; RNA methyltransferase activity
Source: RefSeq, a predicted model, not a curated record
AUGAGUGCCAACACUGACCAACAAAAACCCGUUCAUGGGAACUAUCAUUCAGGGAAAUCUGUACUUGAUAUCGGGUGCAACGAAGGAUGGGUAAGCUGCGAAAUAGCUCAACAACGUGGCGCAUCUCGAGUCCUCGGUGUGGACAUUGACGAAACACUUAUCAAUGCCGCGAGAAGACAUUUGCGUUUAGCAUGGAGUUUGCAGGCACCUUCAUCCACUGGCAGCAGUGACCGAAGCCCAAAUCCUCCAAUAGAGUCGCCUCCCAAGAAACGGCGGAGGAAACAUCGGGAUGCGGAUGUUGUACCGGCCGACGCGUCACGUCCUCGCUCUGCUCUCCCUCCAUUACUGACACCAGAGGAUGCGCAUUACUUCCCUACUUCCAUGCAAGUUAUGUUUGGCAAUAUCCCUUUUCCAUCAACCCCUUCCGAGGCUCGCCCGUCGACGUUUCCCCACAACAUCACGUUUGAGAUGGCGGAUUGGGUAGCAGAAGUUCAACAGUCUACGGAUGAGAAGUAUGAUGUUGUACUAGCUCUCUCAAUCACUAAAUGGAUUCACCUAAAUCACGGCGACGAGGGUCUCUUAUCAUUCUUUACCAAAAUAUUCAAUUCACUUCAUGCUGGGCGCGGGCGAAAUUGUUACGCUAAAGCUCGGAAGAUGGAUAAGCGCCUCAGAGAGAAUGCUCAACGACUCAAACUGCGACCCGAGAAUUUUGAGGAUGAGUUGGUAAAGAUUGGGUUUCGAAGACCAGUACAGCUUGGCACUGUCGGCGAAGGAGGACUCCGAAGAAGGGUAGAUGUUUAUGAAAAGCCAUGA